AUGCAGAAAAAUACGAGGAGAAAAAAGAAGCAUAGAGAAUACAUGAAAGCUGCUAGAAGACCAAUUGCAGAACUGACUGAAAAAGAAAAGGAAAAAAAGCGACGAGAAUGGAGACUUGCCAAAAAAAAACAAAAAGAAGGUGGUGUAACAAAACCAAAGAACAACAAGUGUUGUGCGUUAAAUGCACGAUUAUGUGAAAAAUUGAAGAAGCGAAUAACAGAUCAAAAGAAAGUUAUAGAUAAUAUAUUGCUGAAGAAACAUGCUUUACAAAAAAACCUAUAUAGACAUAAAAUUAAAAUUGAAGAGCUGCGCAAAUUGAUCUCAAAUUCAGAACGAACGGAAAACAAAUAUUUAAUAAACUCAUCAGAAAGUAAAACCAACAGUGAAUUUGUACCUACAGACAUUAAUGCACCAACUACCUCAUCCGGACUGACCACAACUGACAAAUCUGAAAAUGAAGAUUUACGUGAAAAAACUCCCAUGUCUAAAACAUUAUCCUUUAUAAAUGAAAAUAUUCCAUCCAUAUCCACUCCUGAAAAAAAUAAAGUUAAAAAACAGAUCCUGCAGCUGAAUGUGAUCAGUGCUUCGUUACAGACAGCAUAUGAAAAACAUGACAAUAAAUCAAAACAGAUCCUAAAAGACAUUGUUUCAUCCGAAGCAAUAGAAAAAUAUAAUCUGAAAACUGAUAUUUCGAAAUCAUUGGGACUGAAAGGGAGAAACCAGAUACCGAAUGACUUGGAUCCAGUACCACUUACUACACGAUUACAUCAAAUUACUUACCAUGUUCCAUCAACAACACUAAGGUACCGCAAUGUCAGUUGUUUCUGUAAGUCAUCUUUGCCAAGAGGGAUUUGCGAAUGCUACAACGCGAAAACUCACGUCCUGAAAAAAACUAUAGUCCACAAGAUAAAUUGUUCAACCAAUGUUAGUAAAAGGAUGCGCAACAAUGAGGAAGCGGGGCAAUUGAAUGAAUGCGGAGCAGUGCUGCCAGAAAUUCCCGUGGUUUCACAUCGAAUAUCAACCAAUGACAUUGACGUUAUACAUGACGAAGGUGGAAUUUUUCAAUCGAAAACAAAAGCAAGUAGUUGCAUCAUUCGGGAAACUGCUGGAACAAAAAUUGUAUUGAUGGCAAAAAAUCAGAAUUCACUUAAUAUUAACACUAACGUCUUGACGAAUGUAAAACAAAAACCCAAGAUUAUAUCGCAAGUUAUAAUUCCGCCCUCAAAAUGUACCCCAAAAAUUGUUACCAAUAAUGAAAAUAAAGAAAACUUAUCAUCACUUAACACUAAAAACUAUGACCGGCUUAAACGAAAAACGAGAAAAGAGAUUAAAAGAAAAGAUAAGAAGUUAAAAAGAAAAAAAGAAGAAGAUGAAUCAAGCAAUAGUGACAUCGCUAUGAGUGUCCACAGUGAUUCAGACAUUUGCGACGUUGCUUCUGAAUCAGAUAGCCUGGAUAUGCAAGAUACAGAUUUUAAUAUUAAUAAAUCAAAAUCUAAAGGCUGCAAAAAAAAUGUAAAAGUUAAAAUUGAAAAGACUAAAACUUGCCUUAUCCCAGAUACUAUGUUGCAUCAGCCCUCUUCAAGUUCCAACUUAGAAAUUGUUCCCAUUGAUAUAAAAAAAUACGAUUAUGUAUUGGUAAGACACUUUUUAAAAAAAAGAGUGGAAUAUUUUGUAGGCACAGUUUUGGAAAAACCUUUCAAUGACAAGGUAAAAAUAUCUUUUUUAAGAAAAGUUGGCAAACAUGACAAUACAAAAUUUAUUAAGACAAAGUCAAUGGAAGUGGAGCUAAUAGAUUGUAAGAAUAUUGUAAAGACUGUAGAAUUAAUGUCGAUCAAUGAAAAUGAGACUGAUUUUGUAUUUCUUGACGACGAUGAUUAUAUAUAUUUUGAUUAA
Messenger RNA from Parnassius apollo (apollo), 1893 nucleotides. Lineage: Eukaryota; Metazoa; Arthropoda; Insecta; Lepidoptera; Papilionidae. The record is from the annotation of a GenBank genome assembly.